AUGAACUCGAUCCUGCCACCCCUCAAGGCCAUCGUCGAAGCCCACGCCACAGAAGCGGAGCGAGUCUCCCCGGCCUCCCGACAACUGUCCCAGCCAGAGCCAGUGCAGCCCACACCAGUCCAGGCCCAACCCCAAGCCCCCUAUGCGUCCUCCUACACUCCGCCCGUGGCCCAAGUGUCCAACAUGUCGAUGAACGAGAAAGCCGCCCCGCGCAGCCAAUACACCAGUCCCGUCCCGCAGGCCCCGCCCGCCUACGCUCAAACGCCGCCCGUCCGCAUGGCCACGGCCCAAUACACCUACAGCCCGGCCGACGAAGGCGAUCUAGGCUUUGAGCCGCAACAUCGCAUCCAAAUCACCCAGGAGCUGAACAAAGACUGGUGGCGAGGCCGCAACACCAACACCGGACAAGAGGGUAUCUUCCCAUCCAGCUUCGUCACCGAGGAUUCAGCCAAGGCACCCGUGCAUGUGCCCCCACCCACCAACUACGGUAACAUGCCCCUCCAAGUAAGCCAGAGUGGACAGCCCGCGAACCCCGCGAACCCCGCGAACCCCGAAGACCCGAAGCAGAACAAGCUGGAGGAAGGCGGCAAGAAGUUCGGAAAGAAACUUGGUAAUGCAGCCAUCUUCGGUGCCGGUGCCACGAUGGGUUCCAACCUCGUGAACAGCAUCUUUUAA
Messenger RNA from Penicillium olsonii, 675 nucleotides. The record is from the annotation of a GenBank genome assembly. NCBI's taxonomy places the organism in Eukaryota, Fungi, Ascomycota, Eurotiomycetes, Eurotiales, Aspergillaceae.